AUGGUCAAACCUCCGCUUCGGCCAGCACCUGGCCGCGGUGGAGGAUCCAACGCCAACCCGAAAUCAAUGUUGACCUGGGCAGUGCUCUUUCUUCUCCUCGCUGCCACCCAGUCUCAAUCCCUGCACCAAUCCGAUAUUCCCCAGAGACUGGUGGCCGCAACGCAGAGCCUCCGUUCUGAGUCGAGCCGACGCCCUGCUCGAGCUGGCCGCAGCCCAGCCGAGAUUUCUCUCCUAAAGAACGAUAUCACCACGGCCAGAUUUUAUAGCACCGAUGAAGAUACCGAACACCAAAAACUCCGUGCCUUGGCUCCAGCCUACGACUCUCUGAGUGGCAGCGCUGUCAGAGCACCUCUUGUUCAGCAGUCUAUCGAGUCCUCUUCCCCAGGGGGGCUUUCUGCGCUUCCUUCAGCGCGGCUGCUGCAAGAUUGGGAGGUGGAGAACAUUGUCCUAUUAGCCACCAUUGAUGGCACCAUACACGCCCGUGACAGAAAGACAGGCAAUGAAAGAUGGUCACUGGGCAUCCCCAACAGUCCCAUGAUUGAGACCAUCCAUCACCACGUGAACCGCAGUGAUCUGGACUAUGAUGGGUCUCAAUAUGAAGAUGACUACAUGUUCAUUGUGGAGCCGAGCAGAGACGGGAACCUCUACGUUCAACACCGAGACCCCAGAAUUGGUCUCCAACGACUUGGCGUCACUGUCAAGUCCCUCGCGGCCCAGACACCCCAGUUUGUGGACAAUCCGCCCAUUGUCACCAUCUCCUCGCAAGAAACAACGGCGUAUAUCGUGGAUGCCGCCACGGGGAAUAUCCUCCAGCGCUUUGACAAAUAUCGUGGCUUUGGUGACGACCAGAGCCGCAGUUGCCGACGACUGAGUGGUUUCGAACUGGACGAUCCAGCGUGUGACCCCAUCGGGACCAUCAAUCUGGGAAGAGUUGAGUACACUAUCCAGAUAACCCACAGAAUCACAAGCCAGCUACUAUGCACCAUCAAGUUCGCCGAAUGGUUACCAAACAAAAUGGACAGCGAUCUGCAACAGCAGUAUGUGGCGCCCCUUGACAAUUACCACAUUCAGAGCUACUACAAUGGUCGAAUCAUUGGUAUUGACGAUUCGGAAAAUGGCAAGAUUCCACGAUUCACGCAGAUGUUUGACACCCCCGUGGCUCGCGUCUUCGACGUUGUUCGUCCGCUCGACAACCACGAUGAAUCUGCCAACCUGGUAUUACUUUCUCGACCUACUGACUCGCCUUUACUCUCGUCUGCCGACGUAUGGCGGAAUGAGAUGCAACGAGCCGAACGAGUGUUCGUAAACAAGACUGAAGCAGGAGUCUGGUAUGCCAUGUCCGAACUGUCCUAUCCCGGCGUCACUAGCGGUGCGGCACCGGCAAGCUCAAAUUGGAACUACGACGCCCAACCCUUGGACUUAGAUGGCGACCUGGACGAGAUUGUCGGUGUUCAUAUGCUAUCUGGCCACGAGGGCACAACCCCAGUCCGCCUGACAAUUUCAGGGCCCCCGCCUGUGACGGAUUUAGUCGAAGAGGCGGAGAAGGCGAUGGCUGCUUUGGAGUCAAAAAUCCCGCCUGCCUUGUUACCCGUCGUGAGCCACCCUCUGAUGUCUGUCUUCAACAUCAUCUGUGUGAGCAUCUUCUUGUUUGUGAUUGGUCUGCAAAUGAGGUCACCCAUCAUGGUAAAGUUACAACGUUUCCUCCGCAAGGCAGGCGUCGAAGUGGCGGUCGACAAGAUCCAGGCUCAAACUCCCAGCCCAACCUCCGCUGCUCCUGAAGAGCAAGAACUGCCAGUCGCUGAGGUAGCGAACGAGAAAGAUGCACCUGGGGUCGUGUCAGAAGCCCUAGAGAAUGCCAUCACCACCCCAGCUCGAAGUCGAGCUCACAGCGUGGCCGCCUCCGUUGCCAGUCCUGUCAAAACCGCCAGGGUGCCUGACCCCAAUGACGACAGCUCCGAUGCUGAAUCAGAAGAUGGAAAGGAUCAACCUGAUUCCAGCUUCAAUGGCACAGCUGAAGGUGAAGCACAGCCUCGCCGCAGGCACGCCAAACGUGGGAAACGAGGGGGAAAGAAGAACAAAAAAGGCAAGAAGACAAUGGAUCCCGAGGCUAUGGACGAGAAAGAACAGCUUGUUGCUGAAAUCCCGACGAAGGACGGGCUGCUCCAGGUUGGAAAGCUUCGAAUCGACACGAAGGAAGAUCGAUGUCUGGGCCGCGGCAGCAAUGGCACCGCCGUAUUUCCUGGCUCUUUGGACGGCAGAGAAGUUGCUGUCAAGCGCUUGAUCAGGACUUCCAACAGCCUGGCUGCCAAAGAGAUCAAACAUCUGCUGUCAAGCGACGAGAAUCCGCACGUCAUCCGAUACUUUGGAAAGGAAGAGUCCCAACACUUCACCUAUAUUGCUCUCGAACGAUUCACCACCUCGCUCGACCAAUUCAUUGAGCGUCCGCUCCAGUAUCCUGACCUGGUCAAGUUGCCAGAAGGCUUCGAUGUCAAGGACGCACUCCGUCAGAUUACUGAUGGAGUUCAACAUCUACAUUCACUCAAGCUGGUUCAUCGGGAUAUCAAGCCUCAGAAUGUGCUCGUCAAGGCUGUGAAGAGCAAUCGACCCACCAAUGGACUGCCCAAGCUCCAGUUUGUCAUUUCUGACUUUGGUCUAUGCAAACCGCUCGAGGAAGGUCCAGAGUCUACGUUUGCUCCUACAGCCAACCAUACAGCUGCUGGCACUACGGGAUGGAGAGCUCCAGAAUUGCUCGUCGGUUCCCGAUCAGCGGUCACGGCACUAAACGUCAGUUCAAACUCAACGUCUAAGUCAACCACGCAUUCUAGUGAAACCACUGUCAUUGAUCCGCCAUCCGGUCGUCGGGCCACCAAAGCGAUAGAUAUCUUCUCCCUGGGUUGUGUAUUCUACUAUGUGAUGACCCAAGGUCGCCACCCCUUUGAUGUUGGUGGGACAAGUCUGGGUCGUGACCUCAACAUCAAAGAGAACAAGUUCAGCACAGAAGAUCUACGACUCCACGACUACCAAUUUGACGCCGACGACCUCAUCAUGCAAAUGCUCAAACACAAUCCCAAGGAACGACCCACGACAGACCAGAUCCUUCGCCAUCCAUACUUCUGGGACGUUGCUGACAAGCUCGAAUUUCUCUGUGAUGUGUCGGACUGCUACGAGCGUGAAAAGAACUCGGUGCCCAACAUCCACGACGAGAAUGCUAUGCGGACACCCUCUGAGAAGGCAUCUCUAGCUGAACUCGCUGCCCUGGAGACACUUGCUCCCAACGUCAUCGGACCGUCCAAGGACUGGCUCCGCGCUCUUCCCAAGACGUUCCUGACGGAGAUGGGCAAGCAGCGCAAGUAUACAGGCUCCAAGAUGAUCGACCUCCUCCGAGUGAUCCGGAACAAGAAGAAUCAUUUCCACGACUUGCCCGAUGAUGUCAAAGAGCAGAUGUUGGGUGGGAGUGCGAAUGGGUAUUAUGAGUUCUGGGCGAAGAGAUUCCCGAGUCUGCUCAUCAACUGUCAUUGUCUUAUCCAGGAAAGGGACCUGGUCGGGCGGUUCAAAAUGGAGAGAUGGUUCGAGUAG
Molecule: messenger RNA, 3576 nt
Organism: Cladophialophora carrionii CBS 160.54
Lineage: Eukaryota; Fungi; Ascomycota; Eurotiomycetes; Chaetothyriales; Herpotrichiellaceae
Exons: 1
Coding region: 1-3576 (1191 amino acids)
Biological process (GO): IRE1-mediated unfolded protein response; mRNA processing; intrinsic apoptotic signaling pathway in response to endoplasmic reticulum stress
Cellular component (GO): IRE1-TRAF2-ASK1 complex
Molecular function (GO): RNA endonuclease activity; ATP binding; protein serine/threonine kinase activity
Source: RefSeq, a predicted model, not a curated record